AUGGCGUCGACACGACUAUCCGCCUCUUUCCACCCUCGAGAUCCGAUAACAUGGCAGCAUCUCCUGCGUGCUACACUGCGAGAAUGCACCUACCUCCCUGAUCCCAUUGCCCGAACCUAUAUGCGCGAACAUGUGCUGGAACGCUAUCGCCGCUCUCUAGCCGCGCGGGAUGCCGGCCGACCUGAACACCAACUGGCUCGGGCUGCCAGGCAUGGGCUGUCUCUGCUUCAACGAGCAAAUGAAGGCUACCAACGCCCUCUUGAAAGAGUCUUGUAUAUGUCAUACGGUCGCAUCGGAAAACGACGACACCAGCUGUUGGCUCGGAUAUCGACCCCCCAAGUCCCGAAAGAUACCAACGCUGUGGAGGCUCUGAUCGCGCAGCCCAUCAAGUUUGAAGACGGCUGGGAGCCAACAGAAAUCGUGCUCAGUCUUGCCAAAUCCCAAAUGAACAAUGGGAUCGUCACAUCAUCCCGUCUUCGGCCUGCAUUAAAGUCCCUCCAACCUGUUAUACCCGAUCAAAAUAGCUGGGGGAGACCUGUUUGCCGACGUCGCCGUGUGAAUAUUCGCAGAAAAUGGUUCUCCAAUAUGAUGGAUAGUCUUUUACCUCCUCUCCCAACUGCCGAUCUCGAAAUUCUGGAUGGAUUGAUCGCAGGGACUGUAGAAUGGAAACCUCGACCACGGGCCCGGGCCAAAUCUUCAGACAUCUGCGAGGACCUCACAGACAGUCUGAUCUUGAGUCUUCUAACGGAUGGGCCCCAGAAAGGCCAUACUUUUGGCAAACAUGCCAACGGCCGACCGCACGAGAUCACGGACAGAUUCAUGCGUCGUCUUUGGAAACGCAUUUCUUCUCUUGUUCCUCGGAUGCACUGGGUCGAAAAGGCAGAGAAGUGGUCAUUUUCCUGGGAGACACCCAAAUCGUUACCUUGGCUGGCUUUUGAGAUUGACGUGAAAGCAAAUUUAAAUAAUCUUUUUGAAGACCAGGCUGAUGCAGGAGCUCCAUGCAUGACUUCCGGCAAGGACUGA
Molecule: messenger RNA, 1023 nt
Organism: Penicillium macrosclerotiorum
Lineage: Eukaryota; Fungi; Ascomycota; Eurotiomycetes; Eurotiales; Aspergillaceae
Exons: 1
Coding region: 1-1023 (340 amino acids)
Source: RefSeq, a predicted model, not a curated record